AUACCCAAGUGAGCCUGCGUAUCUAAACAAACGUCUUCAAAUCUCUCUUUGACCGUCGUACUCUCUCUCUCUCUCGCCCCACCGCCUUUUCGCCGCUGUUGCCACUGUUCAUUUUAAUCUCUCUCUCGCUCCCAUAUCUCUCUCUCUAUACUCACACGACCAUAAUUAUAUCUCUCUGAACGUCCUUUCUAGUGAAUAGUGAGAGAGAUAACGCACACAGACACACACACGCUUAUCCUCUCUACUCUACAAUCUCUCCCACGCUUAUCUAAAUCUCGCCGCCAACACUCUCUCUCGCUCUCUCCAGAUUCUCUUCACGAUUCUUCGAUCCAACGGCCACGACUCACGCGUCCUCCAAUCGUACUGCUAGGGCUCAUCUACGGGUAAAUAUUUGUGGUUUCACCUAUGGAACCUAGAUCUAGAAGAAGGAAUGUUGUUACUCAUGAAAACGGUGAGGUGAGCACGUCAUCUGUUGAAGAUGACCUGGAUCCAUGGACAGCCUGGGCAUACAGACCUCGUACUAUAUCAUUAUUACUUGUCGGUGCAUGCCUUCUUAUAUGGGCAAGUGGCGCUCUUGAUCCAGAAAAUAGUUCAGCUGGUGAUAUUGUUGUUUCAGUUAAAAGGGGCGUAUGUGCAAUGAUUGCAGUUUUUCUUGCAUAUUGCUUGCUACAAGCUCCCUCUACUGUUCUGAUUAGACCACAUCCUGCCAUAUGGCGUUUAGUUCAUGGAAUGGCUGUUGUCUACCUUGUUUCUUUAACAUUUUUGCUCUUCCAGAAGCGUGAUGAUGCUCGGCAAUUCAUGAAGUUUCUUCAUCCCGAUCUAGGUGUUGAACUCCCUGAAAAAUCCUAUGGUGCUGAUUGCCGAAUAUACAUGCCUGAUAAUCCCACAAACAGGUUCAAGAAUGUUUAUGAGACGCUUUUUGAUGAAUUUGUGCUCGCUCAUAUAUUUGGAUGGUGGGGCAAGGCUAUAAUGAUUCGGAAUCAACCCCUUCUGUGGGUUUUAUCAAUUGGUUUCGAGUUAAUGGAGCUUACCUUCCGCCACAUGUUACCAAAUUUUAACGAGUGCUGGUGGGACAGCAUUAUUCUUGAUAUUUUAAUCUGCAACUGGUUUGGUAUUUGGGCAGGAAUGCAUACUGUUAGGUACUUUGACGGUAGAACAUAUGAAUGGGUUGGAAUAAGUCGUCAGCCAAGUAUCUACAGCAAAGUCAAACGAACACUGGGUCAAUUCACACCAGCACAUUGGGACAAAGAUGAGUGGCACCCUCUGCUUGGUCCAUGGCGAUUUCUUCAAGUUUUAAGUCUCUGCAUUGUGUUCUUAACUGUGGAGCUCAACACAUUCUUUCUUAAGUUUUGUCUUUGGAUACCUCCUCGGAACCCCCUUAUUAUAUAUAGGCUGGUCUUGUGGUGGCUAAUAGCAAUACCCACAAUUCGUGAGUACAACUCCUACCUACAGGAUAGAAAACCAGUGAAAAAGGUUGGAGCAUUUUGUUGGCUGUCCCUUGCAAUCUGCAUCAUAGAGCUUCUUAUAUGUAUUAAAUUCGGACACGGUUUAUUCCCCAAUCCUAUGCCUAGGGGGUUGGUACUUUUUUGGACAUCUGUUGGUGUUACCCUCGUAAUAUUUUUGAUCACAUGGUCUUGUCAAUUGCAUCGGAUUCUGAGAAAAAAGCGACAAUGAUUUUACUUUUAGGUCCUUCAUUCUUUGAUUCAUUAACUCUUGCGGUAACCAUGAUGUAUAUACCUUGAUUUUUAUAGUUGUACAUGCUUACCUUCGUAGAUCUACAGUUUAUUAUGUAGAAAAUAAGAAUUCUUUGUCGUUGUUCUGUAGAGUAAUCUUAUGUCAACUUUUUUAGCUCAUAGUUUUGUGUUCAGAAAUCAGAACUGGUGUUCAAAUUAUUUUUAAUCCAUUUAGUUCUUUAGAA
Molecule: messenger RNA, 1918 nt
Organism: Daucus carota subsp. sativus
Lineage: Eukaryota; Viridiplantae; Streptophyta; Magnoliopsida; Apiales; Apiaceae
Product: CDP-diacylglycerol--serine O-phosphatidyltransferase 1
Exons: 13
Coding region: 406-1674 (422 amino acids)
Biological process (GO): phosphatidylserine biosynthetic process
Molecular function (GO): L-serine-phosphatidylethanolamine phosphatidyltransferase activity
Source: RefSeq, a predicted model, not a curated record